GUAACAGAUCCCUAAUGCACAGAAUGAUAUAAAAAGCGGUAUUAUGCGAGCAUCAGAACCUGUAUUAGAGGAUCUUUUGAUAGGAUUAAGUCAAUUUGCACCGUCAUUUGUUUUAAGCAAAGAAAAAAUAACAGUUUUAACUGAACCAAAAGAGUUCUUUUAUACACUAAAAGACAAGAUUUUGAAUGCUAAAAGAAGAGUAUUCUUAUCUACAUUAUAUAUAGGAAAAUCGGAGUAUGAGCUUUAUACUGUUUUACACAAAGCUCUUUCAUUAAAUAUGGAUUUAAAGGUAUCGAUAUUAAUGGAUGCAUUACGGGGAACGCGUGAAGCACCUAAUCCUACGGGUGCAUCACUUUUAGUUCCAUUGAUAUCAUUAUUUGGGAAGCAUCGAGUUGAUAUUUGUAUGUAUCAUACGCCUAAUUUUUCAGGGCUAAAGAAGAUGCUUCCGUCAAGAAUUAAUGAAUGCUGGGGGGUCCAGCAUAUGAAAAUAUAUGGAUUUGAUGAUGAAGUGAUAUUAUCAGGAGCAAAUUUAUCAUAUGAAUAUUUUACGAAUCGUCAAGAUCGUUAUCAUCUUUUUUCGUCUGCUCAAUUAACAGAUUUUUAUGCAAGUAUUCAUCAAUUUAUAUCAUCGAUAUCGUACAAAGUGGUUCCUAGCGAUUCGCCAGAAAAAGUGGCAUUAGUAUGGUUAAAAGACACCAAUUGCCCGGAACCGAGCAAAGAUCCUGAGCGUUUUAGAAGGCAUUCUACAUCUGCUUUAUUAAAAUUAUUAAAACCGACACCUAUAAAUACAAAUGAAGUGUUUUCUACAAUAGUAUAUCCUUUAUUUCAAUUUUCGCCUAUUUUUAAACCUUAUGAUUUUUCGACAGAGAAGAAAGGGAUUUGUUUAACCCUGGAUACUUUUCUUUCUAAUCAAUCUAAUGAUUAUGAUUGGAUUUUCACAUCUGGUUACUUUAAUACACAUAAGGAUUAUUCGAAACGAUUAUUAACAUCUAGUUCCAAGGGUUGUGUUAUCGUUUCGUCACAACAGGCAAAUUCAUUUUAUAAUUCAGCCUGGCCUUCGAAAAUGAUUCCCUCAGCAUAUUCAUUUCUGGCUGAACGUUUCCUUUUAAGUGUUUAUAAGGCUAAUAAACAAAAUAAUAUUCAUUUGGAAGAAUGGAAGAAUGGACGUUAUGGUGAAGGAGGAUGGACCUAUCAUGCUAAAGGAUUAUGGAUAAUGCCUUCAUCUGAAAACAAAACGGAAGGACGUAAACCAUAUAUAACUUUUGUUGGAUCAUCGAAUUUUAGUCGUAGAUCACAUUCGUUAGAUCUUGAAGCAAGUGCUCUUAUUAUUACUUUUGAUACAGAAUUGCAAAAAAGUUUAAGAGGUGAAAUUGAUAAUUUUCGUACUCAUUCUAAAAAAAUUGAUUUGAACGAUUUUUCAUCUCCAGAUAGAAAAACAGGAUGGUUCGUUAAAUUAUGUGUUUGGAUAUUAGGGAAAAUGUUUUAAUAUUUUUAAAUUAUAUAUGUCAAUGGUUUAUAUAUUUGUACAAUCG
This is a messenger RNA of Pneumocystis carinii B80, 1532 nucleotides long. RefSeq lists its product as hypothetical. Gene Ontology annotation, biological process: cardiolipin biosynthetic process. The transcript is spliced from 5 exons. Gene Ontology annotation, cellular component: mitochondrion. NCBI's taxonomy places the organism in Eukaryota, Fungi, Ascomycota, Pneumocystomycetes, Pneumocystales, Pneumocystaceae. Bases 44 to 1486 code for a protein of 480 amino acids. The record is from RefSeq and is a predicted model, not a curated record. Gene Ontology annotation, molecular function: CDP-diacylglycerol-glycerol-3-phosphate 3-phosphatidyltransferase activity.